AUGCUAGAGGCCAGGUCAAGUGCUCCCAGUCGGGGUCACAGUCCCCACUACUUGUUGGCGCCUGAUACGCAUCUUAGUACGCCUCCAAACGCACAACUUCACGAUUUUACAGAUGGACCAGAGAUAUCCGUGGACCUACCGAAAGAGGAAGAGUAUAUUCUAUGGAAGAAUUGGCUUGAGGAGAUUGCACCCUGGUUGGACAAAUUCGACAACCAAUGUCAUUUCCAAAACACGCUUCCAAUCAUGGCACGAUCCCAAGACCACCUCCGGUACGCCAUUUUAGCAUUAUCCGCACGACAGCUUGAGCGGAAAGACCCGACAUUGCCCACUGAACGCAGUCUAAUGCUGUACCAUCAAGCUAUACACCUUCUCCUUCCGAAACUUCCCUCUCGGAGCACCCCCGUGAUCGCUUCGUGCGUGGUGCUCUGCGUGCUGGAAAUGCUAAGCUGCGCCCCGAAAGCCUGGAGUCGACAUCUCGAUGGUUGUGCAGGCCUGAUGGAAGCAGUUGGGAUCAACGGGAUUGUCGGCGGUGUCGAGCAAGCGCUAUUCUGGUGCUUUGCCCGUAUGGACGUAUGCGGGGGUUUGAUCUCCUCCAUCAAGACCCUCAUACCAGUCCACCACUGGGUGCCUGGAAUCGACCUCGACACAGAUAUUGGUCUUUUCCACUCUGCAUCCGCAUUUGAUACCUACGCGAACCAAGCUGUCUACCUCUGCGCCCAAGCCCUGGAUAUCCUCGCUCCAUCGUACCCCUUCGGCCGCAUAUCAAGUUUCCGAGGCAGAGGCAGCAGUCUGCCCGACAGAACCUUCACGGAGCGAUGGUUGGCGCUCUCGAAAUACGUGGAGAACUGGCAUACCCAACGCCCCGACGAAAUGAAACCCGUCAUGCACAUGCCUUCAUCACCUACCAGUCCCUUUCCCACCAUUCUCUUCGCCAACCCAGCCGCUAUAUCCGGUAACCAGCUGUACCAUACCGCUUCAAUGUUGAUGUUACAGGCCCGGCCGCUUGGGAUACGUCUGGAUCCGAAGCCGCAGUCGAUGCUGUGGCACGCGCGGCAAGUGUGUGGCAUUUCCAUGAGUAAUGAUCGCCAUGGGGCGUGGACAAACUCAAUACAGCCGUUGUGGAUUGCGGGACAGUGGAUGAGCCAUGAAAGUGAACAUCGGGUGAUUCUGGAGUUAUUGGAAAGGAUUGAGAAGGAGAGUGGGUGGCCGACGCAGUGGCGGGCAGAGGAUUUGAAGGAGUUUUGGGGGGAUGAUUAG
This is a messenger RNA of Aspergillus tanneri, 1257 nucleotides long. RefSeq lists its product as uncharacterized. Lineage: Eukaryota; Fungi; Ascomycota; Eurotiomycetes; Eurotiales; Aspergillaceae. Gene Ontology annotation, biological process: positive regulation of transcription by RNA polymerase II. The record is from RefSeq and is a predicted model, not a curated record. The transcript has a single exon. Bases 1 to 1257 code for a protein of 418 amino acids. Gene Ontology annotation, molecular function: transcription cis-regulatory region binding; DNA-binding transcription factor activity. Gene Ontology annotation, cellular component: nucleus.